AUGAGUGACGGAGAAGAUGACAUGGCGGCCUUUCAACCGGUCCUUAACCACCUGGACCUGGCAAAGAUACCACCCUUUGUCUUAUCCAUUCGCCAGCAGGGCGAAAAUGAAGAAGACGGAACAUCGACAUGCACCAGCUGUAGUGUUUUGCCUGAGCGUUUCUUCGGUUCUAAUAACAUCCUCAUUCCUCUUGAAUUCAAUACCGGCGAAAAGUGGAUUUUAAAAAUUCCCGUGCAUGGAUAUCCAGGAGGUUUCAAUGAUAUGCAUGCCCGUGUCUUGAUCGCAGAAGCCUCAACUAUGCAGUUUCUUAGGCGAAAAACGACUAUGCCCAUACCGACUGUCUUCUCAUUCUCAGCCACCCUAGAUAAUGACCUGGGCUGUCCCUACAUAUUGAUGCAGUACAUUGAUGGCAAGUCGACCCGCCAUGUUUGGUUCAAUGAAGAACUAGAUGCCGCUACUCUAGAGCGCCAUCGGACACAGGUUCUACUGGAUCUAUCCAAAAUUAUGUUGCAGCUGAAUCAAUUCACCUUUUCUGAGGCCGGCUCGCCAACUUUCGAUAACAGCAAUAAUCCCAUUGGUGUAGGACCGUUGAGAGUCAUAGAUAUGCCGGCAAUGUUGGAAGAACUGAGAAAGAAUGACGUAUGGGACACAAUCAUUCAAUCCGAGAUUGAGCCUAGUUCAGACCCAAAGGCCUGGAUGCUCUGCAUGUUCGAGCGUCACGAGCCACCGGAUGACAAGUUUAGUCAAGGGGCACAUCGACUUCUAAAGCACUUCAUAGAAUGGUUACCAUGGUCGGAGUUUACGAAAGAGCCCUUUGUAUUGACACACCCCGACUUCAACUUUCAGAAUAUUCUAGUUUCCGACGAGGGUAAGGUGUGUGCAUUGAUCGACUGGGAAGGUGUUUCCACAGUGCCGAGAUUCCUGGGUAACGAGAGAUACCCUAGCUGGCUUACCCGUGAUUGGGAUCCCAUGAACUACGGUUACGGGAUGGAAGAGUGUUUUGUCCAGGAGAAUUCACCGGAGGAGCUUUCUCAUUAUCGACAGCUGUACCGUGGCAUGAUUCAGGCUGCCGUCACAGAAUAUCCAAAAGAGACCGAUGCCAUUGCCGUUGCUCUCUCUAGGCGAAACUUGGAGCGACACUUACUAGUCUUGGAAAGCCUUUCGAUUGCUGCUGAUCAGCCGAUCAACCUGCCUGAAACAGUUCAAAAGCUUUUCAAUGAAGUGUCAAAGCAAGUGAGAUUUCCUGAGGAUCUGGAGCUUUGGGAGGUUUGUUUCGGACUUGCAGAUGACGAUCUCGAUGAUGAACAAUUGGAAUCGGUCCGUUGUGCGUUUCUGAGAUUGCUUCAAUCGCCGCACUAG
Aspergillus nomiae NRRL 13137 is the source of this 1359-nucleotide messenger RNA. RefSeq names its product phosphotransferase family protein. Bases 1 to 1359 code for a protein of 452 amino acids. The record is from RefSeq and is a predicted model, not a curated record. NCBI's taxonomy places the organism in Eukaryota, Fungi, Ascomycota, Eurotiomycetes, Eurotiales, Aspergillaceae. The transcript has a single exon.